AUGGAAAACAACGCCAUUGAUAUCAUAUCAGGUCUUAAUGGGAAAGCGAUCAACUCACCUACUUAUAUAACACCUGGCAUCACCAGUGGAUAUGCUUUAAAGCUCAUCCGUAACAGUAAUCAGUAUAUAACAAUACCAACAUUCAUAAGCUUCGUUAAUACCAGUUUUACAGUGGAAAUGUGGAUUUAUCCUACUACUCUAAGCAAUGGUUACUAUUAUGGACUCUUUACUCAAUAUGAUACACAAUCAGCAGACCACUCGUUACAGAUGAUGGUUCGAGGUUUACAGCUGACCUUAGACUUUUAUGCUGAUGGAGUUAACGGUGCAACGUCACUGACAACAAACACUUGGUAUCACGCUGCCUUUGUCUACGAUUAUCCAUCAAAAACACAAACUGUUUAUUUAAAUGGAUACCAAGAUGCGAGUGGUAUUUCAAAUCAGCCAUAUUUAGGCACGAGUGGUUCGAUCAAUAUUGGGAUUUACAUUGAUCAAGUUACGCUCUACAUGAACGCUAGAAGUGCUGAUGACAUUCUUAACGAUGCUACUUUGGCCUCAUGGCAUUCAUUCGAUUAUGAAAUUAGUUAUGAUUCAGGUCCAAACAAACUCCAAGGGACGGCUGUUGAUGUCACAUUAGCACCUGGUAAAGUGAAUCAAGCAUUAAACUUCAGCUUGAGUUCAUCUUAUUAUCAGGUAUGUCAUCGACUUAGUUGA
Messenger RNA from Adineta steineri, 711 nucleotides. The record is from the annotation of a GenBank genome assembly. NCBI's taxonomy places the organism in Eukaryota, Metazoa, Rotifera, Eurotatoria, Adinetida, Adinetidae.